Camellia sinensis is the source of this 609-nucleotide messenger RNA. NCBI's taxonomy places the organism in Eukaryota, Viridiplantae, Streptophyta, Magnoliopsida, Ericales, Theaceae. The record is from RefSeq and is a predicted model, not a curated record.
AUGAUAACCUCUGUAUGCAUCGAGGAAGCUCAUCCUUCCAUGUCCCAAUGUGGCGCCCACGAGCUGGGUCACCACCAGAGUAUCGUUAUGUGGAUGUUGGACUAUCUCCAAGUCUUCAUCCGUGAAUGUGACCAUCGACUCCCGGAAUUCAUUAAACCAUCUUCAUCAACACCUCCUCACCUACAAACCUUGAGACUGUGUCUAGACCAAAAUGGUGGCCUCGGUCAUGUGCCAAUCAUCUUAUACUAUCCCAAGAGGGAUGCAAAUUUCAACGUCAAUGAGAAACUGAUUAAUCAACUCAAGGAUUCGCUCUCGGAAACACUGACUCUCUUCUACCCUCUUGCCGGAAGAGUCAAAGAUGACGGCCUCUCCAUCGACUGCAACGAUGAGGGCAUCUUGUUCUCAACGACCCGUGUCAACUGUGACAUGGCCGAGCUGCUUACUGCACAACCACCCAAUCUUCUUUCUUUACCCCGACUUCUUCCAGUUUAUGUAAUCCUUGAUCCACGCGAUAAGGCAGUUCAAGUUGCUAUUCAACUCAACAUAUUUGCUUGUGGUGGGUUUGUGAUCUCAGGAUGUUUUAUGCGGGUGAUGCUAUGGUACAUUUAG